ACAGACGAGCCUGAUUCGGACAGAUAUUGGACUUGGGAGUUCAGGGCAGCUUCCAAACUCAGGAAAACCAGGAAGCCCAUAUUUUCCAUUUUCUGCAUCAAGCUCACGCCGGAGGCCCUUGCAGGAUACCCCCGCUCUGGAUCCUGUACAAACCAAGAAAAUAAGAAAGGUUCCCCCUGGCUUGCCUUCUUCUGUCUAUGCACCCUCUCCAAGUUCUGAUGACUUCAACAGAGAGUCUCCAAACUAUCCAUCCCCUAAACCACCCAACAGUAUGUUUGCUAGCACUUUUUUUCUUCAAGAUGGCAGUCAUAACUCAUCAGAGCUGUGGAAUUCCUCAAAUGGAAUUGGUCAACCGGGCUAUGGUGGAAUGAUGGGCAGUUCAUCAUCUCACAUGUCACAGUCAAAUAACUAUGGCAGCCUACAUGACCGUUUGAACUAUCCACCACAUCCGGUUUCUCCAACAGACAUAAAUGCCAGUCUUCCUCCAAUGUCCAGCUUCCAUCGAGGUGGCACCACCAGCUCAUCUUAUGUGGCAUCUUCUCACACACCACCAGUCAAUGGAUCAGACAAUCUCAUGGGAAGUAGAAGCAACGCAGCUGGUAGCUCACAGACUGGAGAUGCACUUGGAAAAGCUUUGGCAUCUAUUUAUUCUCCAGACCACACCAGCAGUAGUUUCCCAUCAAAUCCUUCAACACCAGUUGGCUCACCAUCUCCUUUGCCAGGUGCCAACCAGUGGUCUAGACCAGGAGGGCAAACACCGUCAUCUCCAAGCUAUGAAAAUUCCCUCCACUCCCUGAAAAAUCGGGUUGAACAGCAACUCCACGAGCAUUUGCAAGAUGCUAUGUCAUUCUUAAAGGAUGUCUGUGAGCAGUCUCGUAUGGAAGAUCGUUUGGAUAGGCUUGAUGAUGCUAUAAAUGUACUGCGGAGCCAUGCAGUAGGACCUUCCACAAGCAUACCCGCUGAUAUCCACAGCUUACUGGGCGCAGCACACAAUGGUCCUAUUGUAAGCCUGACAUCCAACUAUGGAACAGCUGGACUUGUACCAAACAGACAGACCUCAAUGUUGGGAAAUCAGAGAGAAGAUGCAGUGAGCCUAAACAGUGAUCAUUCAGCUCUGUCCAGCACAGUCUCUGCUGCAAGCACAGAAAUAAACCAUAAAGCCCAAGACAAUUAUAGAGCAUUAUCCGGUGGAUUGUCAAGCCAGAGUAUAAUGGCUGCCCUUAUAGAAGUAAAGUCGGAGCUUAAAGAAAAGGAUGAAAAUAUUCAUGACCAGGGCUCAUCAGAUGACAUGAAAUCAGAUGAUGAGGGAUCACAGAAUGAAAUGAGAAGUUCUAGAGGGAGGGCAAGCAGUAUUAAUGAAGACGAGGACUUAAAUCCAGAACAGAAGCUCGAGAGAGAAAAAGAGAGGCGAAUGGCAAACAACGCAAGAGAGCGCUUGCGUGUUAGAGACAUUAAUGAAGCCUUUAAAGAGCUUGGGCGCAUGUGCCAGUCACAUCUAAAGAGUGAAAAACCACAGACGAAACUGCUAAUUCUUCAUCAGGCUGUAGCCGUUAUUCUUAAUCUAGAGCAGCAAGUCAGAGAGAGGAACCUCAAUCCCAAAGCAGCCUGCCUUAAAAGAAGGGAAGAAGAAAAAGUUUCUGCCGUAUCGGCAGAACCUCAAAACACACAUCCAGGGACUCAUCCUGGACUUACUGAUACUACCAACCCUAUGGGUCAUAUGUAAACCAUCAGCCAGGACUCCCACACUAUGGAUAGGAUAUAUAGAAGGUGUUCUUUUCAUCACAAGGACACAAAACUAGCAUAUUGACGACACAAAUCUGACAGGAUAAGGAGAAAAUUAAGAAAUGGGGGGACUUGAAUCAAGAUGCCCAACACGCAAUCUGAUGAUGAAAGCAAAUGUGGAACAUCUGCAUCAGAAGUUGAAAUCUGCUCAUAUUCAGCCCACAUGUGAACAUAUCUUACUGUUUCAGUGUGUCGUUCUUGCACAAUCAGACUGUCCUAUCUCCACACAACGUGGAAACUGCCUUGUGCCUAAACUGAAUUGACAAAUGCAUUGUAUCUAUAAAUUUUAUUUAUUACGGAGCUGUUGUAAAGGUCUACAUAUAAAAAAGGGAAAAGUUGGGCUGAAAGUGGUAAAGAUUUCAGUUGAUGCCAGCAUUUGUUAGAUCUGUUCUCAUAUAGAGAAUACAAAGAUUGGCAACCUGUGACCCUUUAGCAUUCCCAGCAUACCUAUUAGUGUCUUAAAGAAGGAAGGGAAAUGGCUUUUUCUGUCAUUUCCACUCCUUUUGCCAUAUACAUAGUGUUUUCCUUCUACAGGAAAAUAUUCCUUGGUAUAGCUUUCUUUUUUUCUUUUUUCUCCUUUUUUUUUUUUUUUAAUUCUCUGGUAAUCUGAACAGUUAUGGUCAUAGGUAGCCUCCGAGACCAAGCUCCAUACUUUGACUAAUUUACUUUCCUAAAGAAAAUUAAGACUGGAGCAGUGCUGUGACCUAGUGAUUUUCCAUUGUGUUUUUCUGGAAUAUUUGUUGAUAAAUUUAAAACAACCUUAAACUUCACGAUAAAACAGAACUGUAAUCUGAAGGGGUUAGUGUAACAUAUCAGACCAUCUUCUUGUCUCAUGCAGUACCUUCUACCUGUAGGAC
Molecule: messenger RNA, 2639 nt
Organism: Nanorana parkeri
Lineage: Eukaryota; Metazoa; Chordata; Amphibia; Anura; Dicroglossidae
Product: transcription factor 12-like
Exons: 15
Coding region: 272-1723 (483 amino acids)
Biological process (GO): regulation of transcription by RNA polymerase II
Cellular component (GO): transcription regulator complex
Molecular function (GO): RNA polymerase II cis-regulatory region sequence-specific DNA binding; protein dimerization activity; DNA-binding transcription factor activity, RNA polymerase II-specific
Source: RefSeq, a predicted model, not a curated record